Molecule: messenger RNA, 917 nt
Organism: Eurytemora carolleeae
Lineage: Eukaryota; Metazoa; Arthropoda; Copepoda; Calanoida; Temoridae
Exons: 3
Coding region: 142-549 (135 amino acids)
Source: RefSeq, a predicted model, not a curated record
AACAUUAAUUUUUGUUUGUUUGUUUGUUAAUAUUGUUUUACAAUUUUGUUAUCUAAAAUAGAGGAUGCUUGAUUGUUAUUUUUUAUUGAAAAAAAAACACAAUUUGCAAAAUCAUAACACAUAACACAAUCCUUGAAAAAGAUGCACGCGGUGCUUCAAGAGGAAGAUGGAAGGUUUGCAGGCAGAGGAGAACUGACAAUAGAUACUAGAGUAUGCCUAACCAAGAUUGUGCGUCCACUCAUAAUUCUGCUACCAAUAGUGAUGAUUUUUGCAAUUAUUUUCAUCAAGGUCACGUUUGUCUACCCUCAAGAUGUAAACGUCAACAUGUCAUCAGAUGAUAUUUUAUCAGCUGCAAAAUAUCCCCAGACAGUUCCUAUAACUGAUUUAUCAGCGACUCAUGACUCUGAUAUAGCUACAGAUGAUUUCAGUGAUUCAGAAACUGAUUUAGUGAUAAAUGAUCACCUUAGUAAUAUUAACACAUUGUUUCAGACUAGCUUCUCACAAAGAAGAGUUCAAGAUAUAAAAAAGCAAUUUGAUGAUUCACCUUAAAAAGGGUUGGGAAGUCUAAAUCUAGAAUUUAAACUUUAAUGAUAAAUUAUACCAGUUAAUGUGCAGCUUAUGUGUAAAUUGUUAACCUUAUUCCUGCUGGGGGGGGGGUCAAAUUGACCCCCCCCAGCGUAUCCUGGUUUUCAAGUACCCCAGCAGGGAUAGGGUUAAAGGAUAAAGGUCGGAAUUAAAGAGUGAGAAGUAGAUAAAUUAGGUUCAGAUAGUUGAACUACUUCUUUAGAGUGAAGGAGAGUACACCACAGCAAAACUAGCUAAACUUAGUUGAACUGUUACUCUCUUCCAAUAAAUUCAAUCUUAUUUAUUUGUUUUGAUCUAAGUCGGGUCUAAAUAAAUGCCUUGGAGCCAUUUAA